GCCAGGCUUUGCACAACCGCCCCCUUCCCAGGAUGUGGUCUCUUAGAUCUGUUUGACACGCAAAGUUUCCACGUGAGUUCAUUUCAGCAAAGGCUCCUCAGCUACAGAAGCAGUGGGGAAACCCCCCCGUCCGGUCGCGCCUCCACAUCUAACAAAUGAGGAAACUGAGGCACAAAGGGGGGCGGGGGCUUGCUCAAAGUCGCAGGGCCGGUCAGAGUAGAGCCCUUAGAGCCAGAGACAGGAUGAAGAGGCAGGAGGCAGGGGCAUCAGGACCUCUGCAGACAGACCUGAGUCGGCCUCUGCUCUGCUCAGCUGCGUGCGAGCCCGGGGCAGUGACCCACCUCCCGGAGCCUCAGUUUACCCGUCUGUCAAGGGUGAGGACGUUGGUACCCGCUCUAGAGGACUGAUGGAUGGGAGCACACAGGUGGUGGUCAGGAAAGGUCGACUGUGCCUCCUGAGAACUCGCCUGCCUCGGGCCCCAUGGGCCUGUUCCAAGGGGUCAUGCAGAAAUACAGGAACUCCCAGCUGGCGCCUGUGGACCCGGUGCUGAAGGCCAUCAAGGAAGGUGACGAAGAGGCCUUGAAGGCUAUGAUCAAGGCAGGCAAGAACCUCGCAGAGCCCAACAAGGAGGGCUGGCUGCCGCUGCAUGAGGCGGCCUACUACGGCCAGCUGAGCUGCCUCAAGGCCCUGCAGCAAGCAUACCCUGCAGUCAUCGACCAGCGCACCCUGCAGGAGGAAACGGCCCUUUACCUGGCGACGUGCAGGGGACACCUGGACUGCCUCCAAUUCCUCCUCCAGGCUGGCGCCGAGCCUGACAUCUCCAACAAGUCCCGAGAGACCCCGCUCUACAAAGCCUGUGAGCGCAAGAACGCGGAGGCGGUGAGGAUGCUGGUGCAGUACAACGCGGACACCAAUCACCGCUGCAACCGAGGCUGGACCGCUUUGCACGAGUCUGUUUCUCGCAACGACCUGGAGGUCAUGGAGAUCCUGGUGAGCAGAGGCGCCAAGGUGGAAUCCAAGAACGCCUAUGGCAUCACCCCCUUGUUCGUGGCCGCCCAGAGCGGGCAGCUGGAGGCCCUGAGGUUCCUGGCCAAGUACGGCGCCGACAUCAACACGCAGGCCAGCGACUGCGCGUCCGCCCUCUACGAGGCUUGCAAGAACGAGCACGAGGAUGUGGUGGAGUUUCUGCUGUCGCAGGGCGCCGAUGCCAACAAGGCCAACAAGGACGGCAUGCUCCCGCUGCACAUCGCCUCCAAGAAGGGCAACUACAGGAUCGUGCAGAUGCUGCUGCCGGUGACCAGCCGCACGCGCGUGCGCCGGAGCGGCAUCAGCCCGCUGCACCUGGCGGCCGAGCGCAACCACGACGCGGUGCUCGAGGCGCUGCUGGGCGCGCGCUUCGACGUGAACGCGCCGCUGGCGCCCGAGCGCGCGCGCCUCUACGAGGACCGCCGCAGCUCCGCGCUCUACUUCGCCGUGGUCAACAACAACGUGUACGCCACCGAGCUGCUGCUGCUCGCCGGCGCCGACCCCAACCGCGACGUCAUCAGCCCCCUGCUCGUGGCCAUCCGCCACGGCUGCCUGCGCACCAUGCAGCUGCUGCUGGACCACGGCGCCAACAUCGACGCCUACAUCGCCACGCACCCCACCGCCUUCCCCGCCACCAUCAUGUUCGCCAUGAAGUACCUGUCGCUGCUCAAGUUCCUCAUGGACCUCGGCUGCGACGGCGAGCCCUGCUUCUCGUGCCUGUACGGCAACGGCCCGCACCCGCCCGUCCCGCCGCCCUCCAGCCGCUUCAGCGACGCGCCCGCCACGGAUAAGGCGCCCGGCGUGGUUCAGUUCUGCGAGAUCCUGUCUGCCCCGGAGAUGAGCCGCUGGGCGGGGCCCAUCAUCGACGUCCUCCUGGACUACGUAGGCAAUGUGCAUCUCUGCUCGCGGCUGAAGGAGCACAUCGACAGCUUCGAGGACUGGGCUGUCAUCAAGGAGAAGGCAGAACUCCCGAGGCCCCUGGCUCACCUGUGCCGGCUGCAAGUGAGGAAGGUGGUUGGAAAGCACCGCAUAAAACUCCUGGAUGCGUUGCCCCUCCCGGGCAGGCUGAUUCGGUACCUGAAACACGAGAAUACCCAGUAACCAAGGCCGCGUGGAGGAGUCGCUCCUCGGACUGUCACUAAGCCUCAGGACAGCCGUGUCCCCAAAUCCCAGGGGGCCUGAUGACAGAACGAGGCCGUGGGUUGGCCUCCGUGGCAGCUGGGGCAGCUGCCGUGACCUCACCAGGUCUCUGGGCCAGAGCUUUGCCCGGACCAGAGAACACAACAUGUCAAGUGGGAGAAAAACCCGUGUUUGUUUUCAACCUGAUGAGUAGAGCCCACUUUCUCUGCCGUUGGGAAUGGCAGAGGCUCCAAGGGCAGAAGUUGUGGGGGGGCGGCAGGUGGGAGCCUGCAGGGCAGCCGCAGCCCUGCCCCCGACGCUUUCAGGGAUGAGUCUGCCUUUCGGAGACAACCUGCCACCAGGCUGUCCCGGUCCCCUCCCACUUUGUCUGUAAAACUCUCCACUUGACUCCUGAGCUUUUUUCCUGGAGGUGUGAUCCGGCGGGGGUGGGGGUGGGUACUUGUCAAGUACAAUAAAUGUUGCACAGAUGACA
This is a messenger RNA of Acinonyx jubatus (cheetah), 2638 nucleotides long. It is a transcript of the gene ASB2, whose product is annotated as ankyrin repeat and SOCS box containing 2. Gene Ontology annotation, cellular component: nucleus. Gene Ontology annotation, biological process: intracellular signal transduction; positive regulation of transcription by RNA polymerase II. NCBI's taxonomy places the organism in Eukaryota, Metazoa, Chordata, Mammalia, Carnivora, Felidae. Gene Ontology annotation, molecular function: transcription cis-regulatory region binding; RNA polymerase II-specific DNA-binding transcription factor binding. Bases 481 to 2127 code for a protein of 548 amino acids. The transcript is spliced from 9 exons. The record is from RefSeq and is a predicted model, not a curated record.